CGUUUUCGGGGAAAUGUCAAAACACAACAAAAGAAUGGGUUGACGUAUUUUGAAAAAAGUUUUGUUGUAAAACGCAAUAAAUUUUUGCUGCUGGGUUGGGACGUGCUAGCCGUUUGCCUGCGCGUCACGAUGAAGGCGAACGAGGUGUGGAACGCCGUUAUGAAGGGCGACAUGGAGAAGCUGCGCCAGCUAACCCAUGCGAAGGCACCGAGACCAGACUUUGGCAAACGGUUCGAUAAUCACCACUGGAACAUACUGCACCAUGCCGUUGUAAGUCGCAAUCUGGACUGUGUGAAGCUGGUGGUGGAUCACUUCCAUCCCGAAACGAACGCGCGCUGCUACGAAGGUCUCACACCACUGGCACGCGCCUGUGAGCAGUCCGUGUCGGUCGAGAUUGUUAGCUACCUGUUGCGUGUGGACCGAAGUGUGGUAAAUUCGGGGGACACUGAAAGCAUAACUCCGCUGCACUACGCCGUGUCGAACGAUCGGUUGGAUCUGGUAGAGCUGCUCAUUGCUAACGGUGCCGAUGUUAACUUGAUCGAUUAUGCGGACGAAACAGCACUGCAUACAGCCGCGUUCGAUACGGGCAACAUCGAAAUUUUGAUCUAUCUCCUGUUCAUCGCCAAAGCCAAGUGGCAGUUUCUUCCCGAUUCGGACGAUUUCAAUGGAAUAGAUAUAUUUAGUGCAAGGGGACCGUGUUCGGCCCGUAACAAGGUGGCUUGUUUUAAAAUUCUCUACAACUACGAACAUCCGGACCAUAUGUAUCGCCAGCGGUACUAUGUAAACGAUAUCCUGAAGUCGGCAUUGCUAAGCUAUCGCUCCCAGUCCUCCCUGAUCCCGUAUUUCAUCGAAACGGAACUGAAGUGGGAAAAGCAGGCCCGUGUUCGCACUUUGUACGAAAGACUGAUUCCCGACUAUGAGCUCCUGGCAAUGUUAGUGCUGUGCGAGUGUGGUCCAGUAACGAGUGAGCGAGAGGAGCUGGAAUAUACGUGGCCACUAGUUUGCUGCGUUUCCUUGCUGACCUCCGAUUUGGUACGGUUGUUAACAUUUUUCAUACAAGGCGAUGCGAACAGAACCGCCGAAACGGUCUCAGCACUGUUGGUGGAUUUAGUAGAUUUUAUUAAAACCUCGCUAAAAGUUAUGCGACAAACGUGGCAAAACAUAAUGCCCACCGUUUUGCAGGAAAUUCAUGCACUGGAAAACGUAAAGAUCAAUUCAGUCCUGUACGAUCAGUACCGUAAGGCGGUGGAUAGUCUGGCGUUAAUGUACGGUCCCGAAAUGGAUGCACUCGUUAAACAUUUACUCACGGAAAUUGUUCCCACAAAGCUGGACAUACUGUUCCCCUGUCUGAAGUAUUGCUCUUAUGGCUUCCUGGCCCGUAGGAUUAGUGAUACGAUCGCCAAGAAACCAUUGUACCAGUGGCUUUUGCAUCGGUUUGGCACAUGGAAAGCGAUAAACAGUAUUAUAGGUAAGCCCCAGUUUGAGCUAUUCUCGCUAAAACGUUUGGCCCGGGAUACCGUGCGCGAAACUGUAUGGCGCCACAUGAAUAGGCUGGCGCCGGAUAAGGUGCACAUUCUCAACCAACGGUUGCAGUCACUAGAGAUACCGAAUGAAAUGAAACUUUAUCUCGUCUAUAGCGACAAUUCCUCGAUGAUGUACUUCGUGAUGUAGAAUGCAUUAGUUGGAGUUGGGCGAGCAUUUGAAUAAUUAUCACUGCAUGUAAUUCACGGUACCGUGUAUAUGUGUGUUUGUUGGCUGUGUAUGUGUUAACGCCUAUCGGUAGGCAACAGGCAUUACCGUAUGGGAUAGCAAGACUAGAUCCCCGAUCAGCUCUGAUCAAUAAAAUUGUACUCCACCGCAUAUUAUAUCCACCGAGUUGAGAUGUUUUUAACGACUCGAUACAGCUUUUUUAACGUGCUGUUUUUGUUACAUGGCUUCAUUUUUACACAAAACAAAAACAUGCCAAAAUGAUGCUUAAAUCGUGAGGCUAAUUAAAUGAUAAAUGUUUACGAAUAAAUAAAUAUUUGCAACUGUUAAAAAGGCAACAA
Molecule: messenger RNA, 2048 nt
Organism: Anopheles funestus (African malaria mosquito)
Lineage: Eukaryota; Metazoa; Arthropoda; Insecta; Diptera; Culicidae
Exons: 2
Coding region: 130-1671 (513 amino acids)
Molecular function (GO): protein binding
Source: RefSeq, a predicted model, not a curated record